CGACCCUAAACCAGACCAUGACUCGCACGACUUUCCCAAAAUAACCUAGAGAUCCGAAAAGAACGGAGGAAAGGACGAAAGAAGGAAAGAUGGAGGAGACGAAGCCAUUGGUAGGGAACCAUCCCCAGCAGCAGCAGCAACAGCAACAACAACAGCAGCUUCUCUAUCAACACCAAUUACAACAGAGACAGCAGCAGAUGCUUUUAUUACAGCAGUUGCAGAAACAGCAACAACAACAAGCCGCCAUGUCUAGAUUCCCCUCCAACAUCGACGUUCAUCUCCGUCCACCAGGGUCAAUCCAGACCCGACCAAUUGUUCCCCCUCAGCAGCAGAACCCUAAUCCCAACCCUAGCGUGGGACAGCCUACACCGAAUCUCCAGCAGCAGCAGCAGCAGCAGCAACAGGUUGCAGCGAGUCAGCAGAUGCUGCAACAGCAGCAGCAACAACAACAGCAGCAGAAAUUGAUGCGGCCGUUGAAUCACAUCGAGCUUCAAUUCGCGUAUCAGGAUGCUUGGCGUGUCUGCCACCCUGAUUUCAAACGACCUUUCUCUUCUCUCGAAGACGCUUGCGAAAGGUUACUGCCUUAUCAUGUUGUAGCAGAUUACGAAGCGGAAGAGGACGAUAGAAUCCUCGAUUCAGACCCAACAGGCCAAGCCCUUUCCCGCUCUCAGCAGUGGGACAACAACAUCGCAGCUAAAGUCGCUGAGUUCACUGCAACCUUUGAGAAACAAGCCUUAGCUUUCAACAUAAUCACCCGGAAGCGAGCUAUGGGAGAGUUCAGAUCCGAGGAGAGGCUUAUGGUGGAGCAAGCUCUGCUGCAAGAAGAAAGAAAGGCGUUGCUGGAGCUUAAAGCAGAGAUGGAUAGGGAGAAGGCUGGCAGGGAGGCUCAGGAGGCUAAGCUGAGAAUGGCCGCUUUGGCUCAGGCUGGACAGUCACAGUCCCAUGCCGAGAUAAUGGCUCGUAACCCGUUGAGGGCUAACGCGGUUGGGAAUCAGGGUGGGAGUAUUCAGCUGAGCCACGAGAUGGGAGAGCAAGGACGUGGCAUGAACCCUGAUGAGAUGAUGAAUGGGUGGGGAAACAAUAGUCAGAGAGAGGAGAAGGAGCCUUCGGAAGAUUUCUUGAAUGAUGAGGAGAAUGAGAACGGAGAGACGGGUGAACAGGAGAACUGGCGUGAAGCAGGGGAGUUCGAUUUGAACAGCCGCUAAGUGAUUAAUGUGGUUGUUGUGGAAGUUAUAGUUUGAACAACUGGAUUCAAGAUGCUAUACAUGGCAGGGUGGUCAGGCUCAAAGUCUGCCGCUAGCUGAACCAUCAGAUGUUGAAGCCAAGUAAGCAUUACUCGGUUUUAAUGUUAAUGUAGCUUUACUUAGAUGUGUGUUUUAAUAUUAUUGAAAAGUGUCCUGAGAGGAAAAGAGUUCUUCAUUUUCAUGGAGAUGGAUUGGCUUGUUAUCUAAUAAGUGAAUCGUGUCAAAGGUGUAAGAGCUUCAGGUUCUAAAGCUUGUAGUAGGUAAGCUUAUGUACUAAUGUGGAUUUGUUAUAUAUGUAUGGAUUGGUUUGUUUUUGUUAUGGAUGAUUGUAAUAGUAAAAUGGUUAUUUUUGUUA
Brassica rapa (field mustard) is the source of this 1599-nucleotide messenger RNA. Its product is annotated as putative mediator of RNA polymerase II transcription subunit 26. Gene Ontology annotation, cellular component: SWI/SNF complex. The record is from RefSeq and is a predicted model, not a curated record. Gene Ontology annotation, biological process: positive regulation of DNA-templated transcription. NCBI's taxonomy places the organism in Eukaryota, Viridiplantae, Streptophyta, Magnoliopsida, Brassicales, Brassicaceae.